This is a messenger RNA of Ananas comosus (pineapple), 1279 nucleotides long. Its product is annotated as cinnamoyl-CoA reductase 1-like. Lineage: Eukaryota; Viridiplantae; Streptophyta; Magnoliopsida; Poales; Bromeliaceae. The record is from RefSeq and is a predicted model, not a curated record. The transcript has 6 exons. Bases 154 to 1134 code for a protein of 326 amino acids. Gene Ontology annotation, molecular function: oxidoreductase activity, acting on the CH-OH group of donors, NAD or NADP as acceptor.
GAGAGUGUUUGGAGCCUCUCAAAUAUUCCCCAUUCAUAAAACUUAUAAAUAAAUAGGCACAUAUACUGCACACACUGAGAUGAAAAACAAAAGCAGCAAAUUUUGCAAAUAAUAAUAGUUUACGUAGAGAGAGCGAGGAAAAAAAAGAAAGAGAUGUCGAUGCAGGGCAGCAGCAGUUUGCGCGUUUGCGUGACCGGAGGGAGCGGCUUCAUCGGAUCGUGGCUGCUCCGCUUCCUGCUGCAGCGCGGCUACUCCGUCCACGCCACCGUCAAGAAUCUCAAGGACGAGGGGGAGACGAAGCACCUGGAAGCCCUCGAUGGCGCGGCGUCACGUCUCUGGCUCUUUGAGAUGGACCUCCUUGACCCAACAUCCAUCCUCGCCGCGGUGAAUGGCACCGCCGGCGUCUUCCACUUGGCCUCGCCUCUCAUACUUGACGGCCUGCAGGAUCCUGAGAAGGAGCUGCUGGAUCCUGCAGUGAAGGGCACGCUUAACGUUCUCCGUGCCGCAAAAGAAUGCGGAGUUGGCCGAGUAGUGCUGGUGUCUUCGCAAGCUGCGAUGAUCCCCAACCCCGACUGGCCCGUCGAUGUGGCCGUGAACGAAGAUUCCUGGGCUGAUGUUGAUCUUCUCAAGAAGCUUCAGCUCUGGUACUGCUUGUCGAAAACUCUAGCAGAGAAGGCGGCAUGGGAAUUCGCUUCCAAGGAGGGUUUGGAGUUAGUAGUGAUCAACCCCGGGAUGGUGCUAGGUCCGAUACUCCCGCCUUUUGCCGGCGCCAGUGUCAAAAUCUUGCUUCAUCUUCUCCAAGGAGCCCAAUUUGACAUGGACAAUCUUUACAUUGGGUCCGUCGACGUGAGGGAUGUGGCGCAAGCGCUGAUACUGUUAUACGAGAACCGAUUAGCUCAGGGACGGCAUCUGUGUUUAGAACGCAUUGAACGGUGGAUUGAUUUUGUGGCCAAGCUUGCAGAACUCUACCCCGAAUUUCCGGUUAAAAGGGUUGAAGAGGACAAACAACCUUGGGUGGUGAGGGCCGAGAGUCCCUCGAAGAAGUUGAUUGAGCUGGGCCUUCACUUCACUCCCCUUGAAAAGCUCAUCAAGGAUACGGUGGAGAGUUUGAAGAGCAAAGGUUACCUUAAAUGAAUGGAAGAUGAGAAGAACCCUGCGAAUAAUUUCUCCGUAAAACAUGUUCAAAUUAUGUAUGUGAGAAAAAUAGUAUGUUUUACAGAUAAUUGGCGAACUCGCUUAACUUCAAUAAUGAAAUGAGGGGCCCCUUAACAUUUAACUA